AUGGAAAGGCUAAAGCCGGGGGGCGCCCAGGAACUCCAGCAACCCCUGCUCGCUCCCGAGAUGCACCGCGCCAUCUUCGCCCCCCUCCUCCGACCUGCUGAGUGCGCCGCCCCAGACCCCCCAAGGUCCCGGCCCGCCACCUGCCCCCUACCCACCUUUUCCUCCCGGGGCCCCCGCAGGCCCAUCCUUCGGCACCGUCGCACCGCCGCCCUUUCAGCAGUGGCCGCGCAGCGCGACGCCGAGACCCGGAAGGACGUGCAGACCUACGGGCAGGUGCUGAAGGGGCAGGUGCUGAAGAAAUCGGCAGACCUCUAGACCAGUGCCUGUGUCACUGUAAUCAGGAGGGUCCCAACCUUCCUGGAAGCCCUGAAGGAUGUACAGGAGGAGGUGGCCUUGAGGUAUUAUGGUUGUGGUCUGGUCGUACCUGAGUGUCUAGAAAACUGGCUGGGUAGUGGAAGUGGGAGAGAUUGCUAUGCACUUAGCUGGUGGAUGCUAUCAAAUUAUGUCUUUAACCUUGUGCCUGAGAAAGAACAAGUGCUACAGGAGGUAUAUUGAGUGCUAAAACAUGGUGGGGAGCUAUAUUUCAGUGACGUCUAUGCUAGCCUUGAAUCACCAGGAGAAAUCAGGAUACCCGAAGUUUUAUGGGGAAAUGGGGGCAACUGUUCCAGAGCUACUGGCCCCUUGAUCCCCUACCAACCAUCGUUGUGUUCUUUAUCCCUUUAUUGUCAUUUUAAUGGGGUCUCUGGAGGUGGAGGAGAUGAUUGCUUCUGCAUGGAAAGUGAAAUUGUUGAAGUGGAUGAAGAAACAGCAGCUAUCUUGAAGAAUUCACCAUUCGCCCAAGAUUUUCUGAUCAGGUCAAUUGGGGAAAAGUUUUCCACAUCUGGAUGUUGUUCUGCUUUAGAAUCAAAGAUCCAUUCAAGCUUGCAGAAGAGUCUGACAAUACCAAGUCCAGAUGCACUGCCCUCCCCCCCCCUGCCCCGCAAUGUUUCUGGAGGCUGCUGUAGCACAAAGAAAAGCUACCAAAUCUACAACUGAUUGGAAGACAUAACCAGUAGUGAGCAGGAGGCUUACAAAUGAGUUGCAUAUGCUUCUUAGCCUGCUCAUCCCCAUAGAACAAAACAUAAGAAAGAAUAAAUGGCAAGAAGGCAUCAUAUUCUAGGUCACUUAUAAAGACAAAUGAAUUCUUUUUAAAAGAUUUUAAUUGAAAAUUCACAACGAAUCACUUAAAGACUGAGCAGAGUUUUUCUAUUUCUUAACUUAUUCAAAGUUUUGGUGCCACUUAGUGGUCAGAAAUGGAUCUGAGAGGCAGACGUAAGGCUUGGUCAAUAAGCAAGAAGGGCUUCAGAAAUAACAGUUGGCAGAGGGUCUCAGAAAAAAAAAAAAAAUCUAACCUGCAUAGCACCUUUUGAACUUUUUGCCACCUUUGCUCAUUAAA
Molecule: messenger RNA, 1435 nt
Organism: Choloepus didactylus (southern two-toed sloth)
Lineage: Eukaryota; Metazoa; Chordata; Mammalia; Pilosa; Megalonychidae
Gene: AS3MT
Product: arsenite methyltransferase
Source: RefSeq, a predicted model, not a curated record